AUGGCUGCUCGCCGCUACGAGUGGAUCAACUGGGAUGGCCUUGGCAACGAGGCGGAGGAGGAUGCGGCCGAUUUGAACUACGACUAUGAGUGGGUCGUACCUGACCAAGAUGCCAACGGUACAUUGACUAGGAAAAGAAGGUGGUAUCAACUCCAUGAGAAGCAUACUGUAUAUGCUAUGGUUCUAGAGAGGACCAAAGCUGGGGUAUUGAGUCCAGGAGUGUCCAAAGAAGUGUUUGAACUAACGGGUAUACCUCAGCGGACGGUGCAAAACUGGUGGAAGAAAUGUAAGGAAGCUGGUGGAAUACACGCACUGGAAAACAAACGGGCAAAAAACUGUGGCCGCAAGAGGAUAGAAUUCGAUCCGGAGGCUAUCAAACAAGUGGAUUUGAGGAAAAGAACAACUCUUAAAGAUUUGGCAAAUGAGUUGCACAUGGCGAAGACGACACUAUGGCGUCGUUUGAAGGAGGGCCUGUUGAGGCGUCACACAAAUGCCAUCAAAUCGACAUUGACGGAUGAAAACAAGGUAGGACGGGUAAGGUUUUGCUUGUCAAUGUUUGAUGAGCAUACUCUUCCUCAGGAUCCCAAAUUCAAAGAGAUGUACAACGUCAUUCACAUUGACGAGAAAUGGUUCUACCGUUCCCGCGGUAGCCAGAAUUACUAUUUGGCGAACGAUGAAGAAGAUCCAUACCGUAGCACGCAAAGCAAAAAUUUCAUUGAGAAGGUGAUGUUUUUGGCCGCGGUCGCUCGGCCACGCUUUGAUGCGAAUGGCACGAUGAUUUUUGAUGGAAAACUUGGGAUUUGGCCCUUCACAUACCAAGAAGCGGCAAAGAGAAAAAGCAAGAACAGAGAUGUUGGAACCAUGGUCACCAAAGUACUCCCUGCGGUUACUCAAAAUGUAGUCCGGGAGUACAUGAUUAAUUUUCUUAUUCCCGCGAUAAGGGCGAGAUGGCCUGCGGCUGAGCGUGGCAUGCCAAUAUAUGUACAGCAGGAUAAUGCAAAGACGCAUAUCCCUUUAGAUGAUCCAGAAUUUGUCGCUGCGGCUCAAGCUGAAGGGUGGGACAUCCGUCUCACAUGCCAGCCUCCGAACUCCCCUGACCUAAAUAUUCUGGAUUUAGGUUUUUUUGCAGCGCUCCAGGCACUUUUUCAGAAGUUGUCUCCAGGUUCUAUUGAGGACAUUGUGUUGAAGGUGCAGCAGACAUUCGAGGAGUAUCCAGCUGAGAGAAGCAACAGAAUUUUCCUCACUCUUCAAGCCUGCAUGAUAGAAGUGUUGAAGCAACUUGGAGGAAACCGCUACAAAGUUCCGCACAUGCGGAAGGCUGUGAGAGAGAGGCUUGGCGAUCUCCCCGUGGCACUACAAUGCGCCGCAAACAUUGUUAACGAUGCCAUUGAAUCCUUACCUAAUGUUUAG
Molecule: messenger RNA, 1410 nt
Organism: Triticum aestivum (bread wheat)
Lineage: Eukaryota; Viridiplantae; Streptophyta; Magnoliopsida; Poales; Poaceae
Exons: 5
Coding region: 1-1410 (469 amino acids)
Molecular function (GO): nucleic acid binding
Source: RefSeq, a predicted model, not a curated record